This is a messenger RNA of Pollicipes pollicipes, 1539 nucleotides long. RefSeq names its product CDK-activating kinase assembly factor (gene Mat1). Gene Ontology annotation, cellular component: transcription factor TFIIH holo complex. Gene Ontology annotation, biological process: positive regulation of cyclin-dependent protein serine/threonine kinase activity; nucleotide-excision repair; regulation of transcription by RNA polymerase II. Bases 279 to 1229 code for a protein of 316 amino acids. NCBI's taxonomy places the organism in Eukaryota, Metazoa, Arthropoda, Thecostraca, Pollicipedomorpha, Pollicipedidae. The record is from RefSeq and is a predicted model, not a curated record. The transcript is spliced from 3 exons. Gene Ontology annotation, molecular function: cyclin-dependent protein serine/threonine kinase activator activity.
AAGGAAAGGAUUUUGAAUAUGCCAGUGAAAUGGUAGCUUCAGCUGCGAGGAGUUCAUGCGCACUUGGUUCGUAAGCGCCGAUCUCAUUUUAUCCCGUAUUUGUAUACAAAUACAGAGAUCGAGGGCGAUCCUUCCAGAUAGCAAGGGGAGAGGCAUGCAGAGCCUGGCAUUAGCCGCGCACGAAAGCGGAUGAUUAUAGAAGAUACGUGAUAAGUGAAUGCUUUGACAGACUGUGUAUCUGUGAGCUGUGAUAGCUGCGUUGAGUAGCGAUAUUCAAGAUGGAUGAUGAACAGGUGUGUCCAAGAUGCAAGACCAGCAAGUACAGAAACCCAUCUAUGAAACUUAUGGUGAAUGUGUGUGGCCAUCCACUUUGUGAGAACUGUGUCAAUCUCCUUUUUGCCAAAGGCUCGGGCACGUGCCCGCAGUGCGAUGUGCCGCUGCGCCGCAACGGUUUCCGCGUGCAGCUGUUCGAGGACGCGACGGUGGAGAAGGACAUCGACAUCCGGCGGCGGAUACUGCGCGAGUUCAACAAGCAGGAGGAGGAGUUCGCCUCACUGCGCCAGUACAAUGACUACCUGGAAGAUGUGGAGACCAUCAUCUACAACCUGGCUAACGGCGUCGAUGUACUGGCCACCAACAAGAAGAUCGAGGCGUACAAGCGCGACAACCGCGAGUCAAUCGUGCGCAACCGCGCGCGCGGCCGCAACGAGGAGGACGAGCUGGACGAGAUCCUGCAGCUGGAGAACGAGCUGAACGAGGAGCGCCAGCGCGAUGAGCACGAGCGGCUGCUGGCCGAGCGGCGCCAGAAGGUCGAGAAAAAAGAGGCGCUCAUCGACGAGCUGAUGACCUCGUACGGGGACGCCAAAAGGAUCGUAGCCGACCACACGCGCGCGGCCGAGCCGGCGGCGGAGGCGGCGGCGCCGCGGCCGCGCGCCAAGCCCACUCAGUUCUCGAGCGGCGUGCGGAUCGGCGGCGCGCGCGUGGGCGUGCUGGCGCCAGCAGUGCCGGUGGACGAGGGUGAGCCGUUCGUCUACGAGCGGCCGACGCUGCCCAUGGACGGGCCGGCGCCGCCCGAGCCCGAGCGGCUGGCCGAGGCCGGCUACCUGACGCACGUGCGGCUCGCCGGCGAGGCGGAGCGGGCCGGCGGCUACGCCGCCUCGCUCGGCUGCCUGCGCGCCGUGCAGGAGGCGAUGGCUGGUCUUCUGUUCUUCCCCGGCGGCGACGGCUGAGAUGGCCGCCGGUCUCGGCGGCGGCGCCAGGCCCAACCCCGGUUGAUGGACCUGCUUGUGCGACCCCCGGCCCGUCCGGCCGGCGACGGCCGCCUGAUACGGGGCGGAUCUAGCGCCCGGCACGGCGUCGGACGGGCGGCAGCCGUACUCGAGGCGGUGGCGAGGCCAGGUGUGCGCGCCGCGAUCGCCCUGCUCCACGACCGGCCCGUCCAGAGCCGGGACUGCGCCACGCGUGGCGCGCCGCCUGCGUGCGGCAUACGUACCUGACCAGCGGCAACCAAGGCUCUUGGUUAUUGUUUUCGGUGAAUAA